Molecule: messenger RNA, 777 nt
Organism: Myotis lucifugus (little brown bat)
Lineage: Eukaryota; Metazoa; Chordata; Mammalia; Chiroptera; Vespertilionidae
Product: TCF3 fusion partner-like
Exons: 3
Coding region: 1-777 (258 amino acids)
Biological process (GO): positive regulation of apoptotic process; apoptotic process; apoptotic signaling pathway
Cellular component (GO): Ino80 complex
Molecular function (GO): DNA binding
Source: RefSeq, a predicted model, not a curated record
AUGCACAAGCAGUUGGCACAGAACCCCACAUCACCUACAGUUGCUGCACUCAUGCUUCAAGCUCAGCUCACACCUCUGGUCUCAUGGAGGAUUUGUUUUGAAUUGCUGACAGAAGAGGAAAUAUCCCAGCCUCAGUUUACUCAUGUGUUCCCUGGGGCUGUAGGUGGAGAGAGGCUUGCAAGGUUGGAAAUUCUUUGCUGGGAGCCAGGGAGAAAUGGAGCUGGAGCAGAGAGAGGGGUGAACGAGCGGGUCCUGAACAGGCUCCAUCAGGUACAGAGGAUAACAAAGAGACUCCAGCAGGAGCGGAGGUUCCUCAAGAAGGUGCUAGACUCCUACGGCGAUGACUACCGGGCCAGCCAGUUCACCAUCUUACUAGAGGACGAGGGCAGCCAGGGCACAGACGCCCCCACCCCAGGCAACGCUGAGAACGAGCCUCCAGAGAAAGAGGGGCUGUCCCUGCCCAGGAGGACACCAGCGCCCACAGAAGCCAGCAGCCCGGCCCCUGGCGAGGGGCCCAGCGGGUGGAAGAGGCAGCAAGCGCAGCGAGUGCCACAGGAAGGGCACCAGGCGGGAGUCCCGCUGACUCCGGAGCUGGCCCCCGUGCAGAUAAAGGUGGAGGAAGACUUUGGCUUCAAAGCGGUUGAGGCUCUGGACUCAAGUUGGGUUUCUCGGGGGCCAGACAAGCUGCUGCCCUACCCCACCCCUUUGACUGACCCCCCAAUAAACAGACCCCAUGCUCUCCUCGGCAAAAAAAAGCUUAUAGAGACAUGCUUAUAG